AUGCCUAUGACACCAGUGUCUCGACAGAGCCGUGACAACCAAAUGAGUUAUAACUCAAACUGGUCGAGCUCUUUGAGAACCCCAGACAACAGGACUCCCAACAUUGAUGUACUCUGCGAUGCCGUCAAAAAUCUCUCCGUGUACUCCAAAAGCACUUCAGGCGUGCCAGCGUCUGGGGACCGAUCAAACCGGUCACCAGUAUCGAGGCUCCCCUGUCGCACCUCUCCUCCAAAAUUUAUCCCUUCUUCUGCUGUUGUUUUUCCUACUCCAUCUAUUGCAUCCUCCUUUAGAUCCUCAAGAAGACACUCGCGCCGUACUCCUUUGAAGGUCAACCGGUAUCUGACACGUUAUUCUCAUGUUCAAGGUUGGGACCAAGAUGAAAAAGAAGAAACGUUCGAAGCGAUGUUUGGGCGAUUCAUGCAUCAAAUUAAAGACUCGACUUCCCAUAGCACCGGGCUGCAAGAAGCAGUAGAACUCUACAAAUCUCGAAUCCAGGAGCUGGAGCAGCAAAAGACAGAGCUUACGGAGCAGAAUGUGAACCUCCGCGUAGAUGUCGAUUCAUUCAAAUUGCGGCUCGAAAGUACCGAAUCGAAAUGGAAAGACGCCGUUCGCGAAAGCGAAAUUGCGCUUGAUGAUGCUGACCGCCGCCACCGGAUGGACACCGAGACAAUGCGAUAUGAAGUCAAAAACCAAAUAGAUAUGAUCAAUCAAAAACACCAAGAGGAAAUGUGCAGCCUGCAACGCCGUCUGGAAUCUCAGUUGGAAGAAGAACGAGAGUCUCGCUUACGCGAGCUGAGACAAAUGAACUCGGAUUCUGCCAUGGAACGACAACGCGGCCAGAUUGACGUUGAGAAUAGGGAGCGUGAAAUUAGGCUUCUGAAAGAGGAAACCCAGAGGCUCCAGAACGACCUGGACAGAGAAUGCAUGAUGAAUAAAGAGUUACAGCAAAACCUGGUUCUCGCGAACGCGAACGCCGUAACGUUAGAGUCCUCAACUCGCGCCUUGAAAGCGCGUAUCGAGUUCCUUGAAUCGGGAAACAAGGAGCAGUCUGACGCCUUUGGAAGACUUGAUCAGCAGCUCAGCGAUGCCCUGGCCGAAACGAACGCGAUACGGGAGAAAUUACGAAAAGAGGAGACCUUGCGAAGAAAGCUCCAUAACCAGGUACAGGAACUGAGGGGAAAUAUUCGAGUCAUGUGUCGAGUGAGACCACUGUUAGACGCAGAACCCACCGAGAGUGCAGCGAGGAUUCAGUUCCCAGAUUACGACGCCGAUGGAAAGGAAAUCUCACUGCAGGGCCCAGAGGAAAAGAACAGCCUUGGAAAUAUUACAACCAAGAGUUAUUCCUUUUCUUUUGACCACGUGUUCGGUCCAUCUUCUCAGAAUCCUGAUGUUUUUGAGGAAAUAAGCCAGCUCGUCCAAAGCGCCUUGGAUGGCUAUAAUGUCUGUAUAUUUUGUUACGGACAAACAGGAAGCGGUAAGACGCACACUAUGUCAUCAGAAGAUGGUAUGAUACCCCGCGCAGUUACCCAAAUAUAUGAAACAGCGGCAGAUCUCGAAGAAAAGGGAUGGAAAUACACGAUGCAAGGAAACUUUGUGGAAGUAUACAAUGAAAACCUCAAUGACUUGCUUGGAAAGGCAGAAGAGUUUGACAAAAAGAAACAUGAGAUCCGUCACGAUAUGCAAAAGCACGAAACGACAAUCACCAACGUGACGACUGUCACAUUGGACUCACCGGCAACAGUCGAGUCCAUGCUUUGCCAGGCUGCGGCGAACCGAUCCGUUGCUGCCACCAAGGCAAAUUGGCGAUCUUCUCGGUCGCAUUCAGUGUUUAUAUUAAAGUUGAUCGGUGAGAACGCCAUCACCGGGGAACGAAGCGAGGGCACUCUCAAUCUGGUGGAUCUCGCUGGGAGUGAGCGGCUUAGCCACAGCGGAGCAACAGGAGACAGGUUGAGAGAAACCCAGAAUAUCAACCGCAGCCUAAGCUGUCUUGGUGAUGUUAUCGGCGCCCUUGGCCAAGGCAAAGAAGGUGGCCACAUACCUUAUCGUAACAGCAAACUCACCUAUUUACUUCAAUUUUCCUUGGGAGGCAAUUCCAAAACCCUUAUGUUUGUGAUGGUCAGUCCUCGGCAGGAGCAUCUUAACGAAACCCUGACUAGUCUUCGAUUUGCAACCAAGGUGCAUAAUACACAUAUUGGAACAGCCAAAAGGCAAACUAAAGUGCGGGACGCAUAA
Messenger RNA from Uncinocarpus reesii 1704, 2232 nucleotides. Its product is annotated as KLPA protein. The record is from RefSeq and is a predicted model, not a curated record. Gene Ontology annotation, biological process: microtubule-based movement. Gene Ontology annotation, molecular function: ATP binding; microtubule binding; microtubule motor activity. The coding region runs from base 1 to 2232 and encodes 743 amino acids. NCBI's taxonomy places the organism in Eukaryota, Fungi, Ascomycota, Eurotiomycetes, Onygenales, Onygenaceae. The transcript is spliced from 3 exons.